UUUACGGCAUUAUUACUCACAUCACGGCCAUGACAGGUAUGGCAGAAAAAAUGGAUCUGUCGUGAGUGAGGAGAAAAGUGUAAUAAAACCCUUCUGAACUGUGAUAGAAUUGUAAAUAUUAGUGGAAAAUGAGCACAAGAUUGAGACAAGACGUCAAAUCUGUGUUUGAAUUCUGGUGUGAAAUUGUGCCGCAGUGGAACAACAAUGUGGAGAAGACCAGCAACUGUGCACGCAUCAUUGAGUGCUAUCCUGAGGCAGCGGUGGACGAGAAGGUCCUCAAUGAUAUCACGCAAUUCGUGUUUCCAUAUCAAAUCAAGAGCACCAGCAACCAAGUCCAGACCUACUCCUUUGUACUCACGAACGCUGACUCCAAGUGGAGCUUCGGAUUCUGCCGCCACGAGCCCAACUCCGAAGUGGCCACCGUGAUAUUCUCCUACCUUCCCUGGCACGAUGUGUUCCUCAAGCUGAUCAAUGUGUGCGCGGAUCUCAAGAAGGAGAGCGGCGCUGAGCUCCGGAAGUUCCUGCGCAGCAUCCACACCAAUGGCAUUCCCGAGCCCGGAGCUGCAGUGAACAUCCCCUAUGGCCGAGGAUCAACCGUCUUCCAACUCCGGGCGCCCACGCUCUUCUCACUCCCGAGCAUUCCUGAAAAUCACAACAUGAAUAUGUACUACAACUUCGUACAUCCGGAGAGCAUGAUUGAGAUUUUCGCGGCGAUGCUGACAGAGCGGCGGAUCAUCUUCAUGUCGCGCCAGCUCGACGCCUUGACGUCCUGCGUUCAGGCCGCCAAAGACUUCAUCUAUCCCAUGAUUUGGCAGCAUCUCUUCAUACCUAUUCUGCCACUCAAGAUGAAAGACUUCCUGAUGGCGCCCAUGCCCUACUUAAUUGGCAUCCCCGAGGCUAUUUGGAAAUAUAUAAGACAAGAUGAACUUGGCGAAGUGGUUAUCUACAAUUGCGAUACGAAAGUCUUCGAAGCAACGUACAAUGACACAAAGAGUCUUCCACACGAACUGGUGUCUGGCCUGAAGAAGAAGUUGGAGAAGAAAAAUCUCCGCGGUGAUGACCUGAGCAAAGCCUUCCUCGGUGUCAUUGUGCAGCUGAUCGGGAGUUACAGGGAUGCGGUGAAGUUCAGCCAGUCGGCGCAGGGGAGGAAAAUCAUCUGGGAUGCCGAGGCGUUUGUGGAGUCGCGCCCAAUGGCGCUGCGGCCAUUUCUGCGGAAGAUGCUGCAGCUGCAGAUCUUCCAGCAGUUCAUCGAGGACAAACUCGAGGCACUGAACACGGGCCUCGGGUAUUCGGAUGAAUUUGAGCUGGAGACGCUGCGCUAUGCGGAAAAGUCGACAAAGGCGCAACAGUACAAAGAUUUCUUGAAGAAUAUGAAGGACAAAGUGAAGGGAGGCGGAAAGGGUGUGAAGAAUGCUUAUCAGAACAUCAAGACCAAGUACCAGAUGACCUACCCGUCGAAUUUCUAUCACCACAAGACGCACAACUCAACGGAAUCCGUGGAUUUCUCGCCAUAUGAGACACUGUCUCUGUCGCCAGGAUCACGGAGUCACUCGAAUGCCUUCUCGCCAAGCCUUACGCGAUCGGACAGCGACUAUUGCAAUCGGAAUAAGACAACAAACUCCUCAUCAUCAGCCUCAUCGUCAGACAUGAAUCUCCUGCAGGAGUUGCAGGAUCACGCAUUCUUUAAGGCCACCGGCUCGAGGCGGGAAUCAUCAAGCACUGAUUUGCUCCAUCUCAACGACGAUGAUCAGACAACGGUGGUGAGCAGAAAUCACAGGAGCGCCAACAAUGACUUAGACUUCCUGCUCUCGACAGAUGACAGAUCUGUGGCCGAGACAUCAUCAUCCGUGUCGGGAUUUGCGAAUCCACUUUACCCAUAUUUUAUACCAAAAUCAUCCGAUUCACCCCAACAAGCGUCACCGUCGCACACGACGGAGGAAUUGGAACUGCUGAGGCAGUAUGGCCUCGAUAAAUUCUCCUAGAUUAGGUAUAUGCAAUGCUUAGGGAAGAAAAAUGAUUAAAGACUCGCUUCUCUUUGUCCCUUUUUUUUUGAAACACUUAUCGGAAAAAUAUAUUUCUCUAAAAUUUCCUCAUUACAAUUUUUUAUCCAUCUUUAUAUAGUUGUAACACUUCCACAAAAAAACAUGCAGUCAUAAAUAGUCUGAUCGACAAAAUGCUAAAAAAAAUUGGUCAUUUUCUGCUAACAACAAACAGUUUUUUGAAUAUUGUCCAAAGAGUUAUCAUAAUGUUUUACGGUGCUACUUUCAAUGAAUAUCUCUCUCUCUCUCAA
Phlebotomus argentipes is the source of this 2290-nucleotide messenger RNA. RefSeq names its product DENN domain-containing protein 1A. Gene Ontology annotation, biological process: endocytosis; endocytic recycling. The transcript is spliced from 6 exons. Lineage: Eukaryota; Metazoa; Arthropoda; Insecta; Diptera; Psychodidae. The record is from RefSeq and is a predicted model, not a curated record. Gene Ontology annotation, molecular function: phosphatidylinositol phosphate binding; guanyl-nucleotide exchange factor activity. Gene Ontology annotation, cellular component: cytosol; intracellular membrane-bounded organelle. The coding region runs from base 129 to 1982 and encodes 617 amino acids.